CCCGGCGCUGUCCUUCCGCGCCUGCUCUUGCCCAAAGCCAACCGCCUGCCCCGCUCCAAGCCUUGGCCCUCUCCCUGCCACGCCCCUGCUGCUCAUGAGCUCCGUCACGCAUCGGAAGCCCAAGUCGUCUGUGCUGCCCACCAAGGCGCAGCCGGCGUUCGACCCGGACUCCAAGUACGACAAAUUCAAUGCCCAGAAGGAUGUCGGCGUCCGCCAGAACCACAUCAACGUCGUCAUCGCCCUGACCAUCGUCGCGGCUCUGAUUCGUCUGUACCGCAUCUCAAACCCGAGCGAGGUUGUCUUUGACGAAGUUCAUUUCGGUGGAUUCGGUAGCCACUACAUCAAGGGCGAGUUCUUCAUGGAUGUGCAUCCGCCGCUUGGAAAAUUGCUGGUUGCCGCCAGCGGAGCUGUUGCUGGUUACAAUGGCUCGUUCUCCUUCAAGGACAUUGGAAUGGACUACGUCGAGCCCCGAGUGCCUUAUAUCACCAUGCGCCUCUUCCAGGGCAUCCUGGGUGUCCUGCUCGUUCCUAUUGCAUUUGUGACUAUGCGCAAUCUCGGCUACUCCAUGUCUGCUUCGAUUCUUUCUGCCUUCCUUGUGCUCUUUGAAAACGGCUUCGCAGCCCAAUCUCGCUUGAUCCUGCUUGAUCCGAUGCUCAUCUUCUUCACCGCCUUGACCGUGAUGAUGUGGACCGAGUUUUUGAUCCACCAGGACAGACCCUUCUCUGCCAGUUGGUGGUACAGCCUUGCCCUGACCGGCGUUUCCCUCGGCCUGGCCUCAAGCGUCAAAUGGGUUGGCCUUUUCCUGAUCGCCACCAUCGGUGUCGCCACGAUCGUCAAUCUGUGGAACGUGAUCGGCGACGAGUCCGUCAGCUUUUCCAAGUUUGGCCGACAUUUUGCUGCCCGCGCCCUCUGCCUGAUCGUCCUGCCCGUUGUUGUCUACGCCUUGCUGUUCCAAGUGCACUUUAUGGUCUUGUAUAAGUCUGGCAACGGAAACGGCUUCAUGAGCCCCGAGUUCCAGGCCACCCUCCAGGGAAACGAAGUUCCCGACACUUUCCGAGACGUUGGAUAUGGCUCUCGUGUCUUCAUCCGCCACCAUGGCACCGGUGGCGGCUAUCUCCACUCCCACAAGGGCGAUUAUCCCACCGGAUCCAAGCAGCAACACAUCACUUGCUAUCCCUUCCGCGACGAGAACAGCGAAUGGAUCAUCCGACCUGUUCUGACCACCGACGAACACGGUGCCCAAGUCGAGCCCAACAUCACUGAGUUUACCCGAAUCAAGCACAACGACAUCAUCCGCCUCGAGCACAUUGCCACCCACAAGCGCCUCCAUACGCACGACAUCAGACCUCCCGUCACCGACAACAAGGAGCACAACGAAGUCUCCGGAUACGGCGAUACGACCUUCCUGGGAGACGCGAAUGACCACUGGCGAGUCGAAAUCAUCGACAACAACGAGAAGGACCCCUACGUCUAUACCCUCGGCAAGAACAUCCGGCUGAUUUCUGCCAUGCAGGGUUGCAAGCUGUUUUCGCACAAGGUCAAGCUCCCCAAGUGGGGCUUCGAGCAGCAGGAGGUUACUUGCUCAAAGAAGGGCAAGGCUUCGCUCACCAGCUGGAGAAUCGAGGCGAGCCAGCAUGACUUGCUUCCUGCCAACGCCCCCAAGGUCAACUACAAAAAGCCAGGAUUCCUUGGCAAAUUCCUCGAGCUGCACAAGGUCAUGUGGGUCACCAACGCUGGCCUGACCUCGCCCCAUGCCUACGAGUCGCGACCGAAUGCGUGGCCCGGACUCCGUCGAGGCAUCAGUUUCUGGACUGGCAAGGGUGGCAACUCGAGCCAAAUCUACCUGCUCGGCAACCCAUUCGUGUGGUGGAUCGCUGCCGCCUCCUAUGUCGUCUUUAUUGCUUUCCUGGUCAUCCGUGCUGUGCUCGACAAGCGCGGCUACAUCCCCACGCGCGGCGUGAUUGCCGACUACUUCAACCAAGAGUUUGGCGGCGCAGUGCUCCUGCUCUCUGGCUGGGCCUUCCACUACUUCCCGUUUUUCUUGAUGGCCCGUCAGCUCUUCCUGCACCACUAUCUCCCUGCCCUGUACUUUAGCAUCCUGCUCGUCGGCUCGCUCUUUGACAUGGUCACUGUGCGAUUCCCGCGCCAAGUCAAGUGGGGCAUGACCAUCAUCAUCGUCAUCUUUGCCCUGCAUGUGUUCCGUCUCUUCAGCCCGAUCACAUACGGCACGAGCAUGACCCGAGAUCACUGCGAGUCCAUCAAGUGGCGAUCCACCUGGGACUGGGACUGCAACCGAAUCCCUCUGCACACCGAGACCCACGCGGCUGUGGUCCCUCCCACCUCCGACGCGCCCUCAGUCUCGCCUACCUCGGAUGAUGCCAUCAUCCCGGAGCAGAGCCCGGUCGACUAUUCGAGCGACAAUGAUGACGACGAGGACGAGGACGACUAGAUGGUUUGCCUUCCUUUCGCUUCCUUCGCGUCCUGACUCGACUGGUCGUAUUCUCCAGUAUUGGGGCUCGGGGUGGGCGGAGGAACGGACUCUUGCUGCAGGGAUCAAUCAGGAUGGAGAUGCGCUGUCCGUUGGUUAUGUAUGGAACGGCCCACAAUCACACGCUGACAUCUCAGCCGUAAUUGCCCAAGCAAAUACAAUCCUCAAACCAAA
Polychytrium aggregatum is the source of this 2662-nucleotide messenger RNA. Its product is annotated as Dolichyl-phosphate-mannose-protein mannosyltransferase-domain-containing protein. The record is from RefSeq and is a predicted model, not a curated record. Gene Ontology annotation, molecular function: dolichyl-phosphate-mannose-protein mannosyltransferase activity. NCBI's taxonomy places the organism in Eukaryota, Fungi, Chytridiomycota, Chytridiomycetes, Polychytriales. Gene Ontology annotation, biological process: protein O-linked glycosylation via mannose. Bases 95 to 2449 code for a protein of 784 amino acids. The transcript is spliced from 20 exons. Gene Ontology annotation, cellular component: membrane; endoplasmic reticulum.